AUGGCCUUCAUCCGCGCCUACAAGCCCUCAGACUUUGAGGAUACCGCACACAUCGUAAGCCUCCCCACCUCACCUCCCUCUCACCCGGCAACUCACACAUCCCCAAAGUGCCGCGCGACCCUGCCCCCGUCCCUCGCCUCCUCGGAAGCGGGCCGCCUGCUCGCCCCCUACAUCUGGACGCACCAGUACACCCUCCUCUCCCCGUCGACGUGCCACGUCCUCGACGACGGGACGGGCCGCGUGGUCGGGUACUGCAUCGGGUGUCCCUCGGUGACGUCGCUCGCGGCGGCCUACCCGCGCUACGUGGCCGAGGUCCUCGAGACGGUGCCCGAGCUUCAAGGUCAUCGGCCGCGGAGCCUCGAGGCCAAGGCGAGUUGGAACUUGCCCUCGGGGGAGGUGAACGAGGAGGCGUUACUGCAGCAGGCGUGGAAGGCGGAGUGGCUCGUGUUGGGGGAGGAGAGGAGGGGGUUGUGGGAGACGUGGAGGGGCACGAUGCAUAUUGAUCUGUUGGAGGGGUGGCAGGGGAAGGGGUGGGGGAGGAGGUUGAUUGAGAGGUUUGAGGGGAGUUUGAGGGAGGCUGAUGAGAGUGAGGGUGAGGGUGAAGGUGAGGGUGGAAGGGAGAGGGUGUUUGGGAAGGGGUGGCAUAUUGGCAUCGGAGGGGAGAAUGAGAAGGUUGUGAGGUUUUACGAGAAGAUGGGAUUCCGGGUCUGGCCGAGUGCUGAGAAGGGGUCUAUUUGGAUGACGAAGGAUAUCGAGUAG
Molecule: messenger RNA, 759 nt
Organism: Colletotrichum karsti
Lineage: Eukaryota; Fungi; Ascomycota; Sordariomycetes; Glomerellales; Glomerellaceae
Product: acetyltransferase
Exons: 1
Coding region: 1-759 (252 amino acids)
Molecular function (GO): acyltransferase activity, transferring groups other than amino-acyl groups
Source: RefSeq, a predicted model, not a curated record